Salvia hispanica is the source of this 633-nucleotide messenger RNA. RefSeq lists its product as uncharacterized. Lineage: Eukaryota; Viridiplantae; Streptophyta; Magnoliopsida; Lamiales; Lamiaceae. The record is from RefSeq and is a predicted model, not a curated record.
UUCAAGUUUAGCAUCAUUCCACACCUUCUUCAUUAAGAAAUAUCACUCACCACACUAACUCAUUCAUUCCCCUACAUAUUUCCAAGAACCAUUGCCAAAUCUCAAACAAACCACAACAAGACAUUUUUCCCCUAUAUUCACUAGUAGCAAGAUUGUUCUAAUUCGAUUCAGCCCUAAGUCGAUUCGAUUUGUGCUAGUAUGAUUGUUGAUUGGGGGCCAGUGGUAGUGGCUGUGGCGAUGUUCAUCCUUCUAUCUCCGGGGCUGCUCUUCCAGCUACCGGCGAGAACGAGGGUGAUCGAGUUCGGCAACAUGUACACUAGUGGAAUCUCCAUCUUGAUUCAUGCCAUCUUGUAUUUUUGUAUCUACACUAUUGUGGUUGUUGCAAUUGGAGUUCAUAUACAUGCUGGCUGACAAUUUUACUCUCUUAAGUUUAUUUCUAUGUAGUUUCAUGUUUUCCUCUUCUCUUUUGGGGAUGGGUAUAGUAUACCAUGAGAAUUCUUGAUGUUGUUGAUCAAAGAAUGGAGAGCAACCAAGGAUUUUUACAUUUUUCCAAUGAUGGAUGUUAUUGUUAUGUAAUUUCUAGCAUCAUUAAGGUUGCUAAUGAUAAUUGACCUUCUAUUUCAACAUCAUAAA